Messenger RNA from Trichosporon asahii var. asahii CBS 2479, 807 nucleotides. RefSeq lists its product as uncharacterized. Gene Ontology annotation, biological process: regulation of peroxisome size; peroxisome fission. Gene Ontology annotation, cellular component: peroxisomal membrane. The coding region runs from base 1 to 807 and encodes 268 amino acids. The transcript is spliced from 5 exons. The record is from RefSeq and is a predicted model, not a curated record. NCBI's taxonomy places the organism in Eukaryota, Fungi, Basidiomycota, Tremellomycetes, Trichosporonales, Trichosporonaceae.
AUGACCAUCGCUCAGAAGGUCCUUUACUCCCCCCAGAUCUCCACCUUCCUCGCCGUCCUUGCGACCACCAUCGGCCGUGAUAAGACCUACCGUCUCAUCCAGUACAUCUCGCGUAUCCUCGCCUGGUCGUACGGUCGUCGUGGUCUCGUCGAGGCCGCCGCCCGCUUCAAUGCCCUCAAGGGUGGUCUUGGCAUGGGCCGUAAGAUGAUGCGUAUCUUCAAGCCCCUUGAGAACCUCCGCUCUGCCCUCAACAUUAGCGAGCAGCCUCUCGCCGGUAUUCCCCGCACUCAGAGGAUCGCGCAGACGACGCAGUUCGCGCGUCAGCUCUGUUACGCCGUGUUCCUGUCGACUGACACGCUCGUCUGGCUCCAGAGCAUCAAGUUCCUGCAGUUUGACAAGGAGAAGGCUGCCAAGGUGUCUCGUAUCUCGAACAAGGCAUGGAUCAGCGGUCUCACGCUCUCGAUCAUCUCGUCUCUUGCCUCGCUGGCCAACCUCCGUGCUCAGGCCAGGCGGUUUGCUGUCCGUGCGGACGCCGGCCGCGCCGCCUCAUCGGAGAAGGCUCCCGAGGACGCUGCGGCCGACGAGGCCGAGCGCCGCAAGCAGGGCCGUGCCCUCCUCGCUCAGCGCCAGCAGAUCAUGAGCCAGCUCAUCGGCGACUCGCUCGACAUCUUCAUCCCCGCCAACAACCUUGGCUACACGCACAUGUCCGAGGGCUUUGUCGGUCUCUGCGGUACCAUCACCUCGUACAUGGCCCUCCAGAAGGUUUGGGCCAAGCAGGCCGCCGGCGUCCGCGCCAAGAGCGCCUAA